Danio rerio (zebrafish) is the source of this 3614-nucleotide messenger RNA. The record is from RefSeq and is a predicted model, not a curated record. Lineage: Eukaryota; Metazoa; Chordata; Actinopteri; Cypriniformes; Danionidae.
UUUUCAAGAACAGACUUUGUUGUAGCACCAUAUUCUGUUAUAUUUAUUUGGUAUUAUCUUUCUUUUAUAAUGUCAUUUACAUCAUAUUUGAUUGUUAUGAAUACAUUAUAGUGCUUUGGAUGGUAGAAAAAUCUGUUGUUGACCUCAAAAUAAGACACCGAUCAUGGCUGUGGGGACCUGCUGUAUAAGUGUUUGGGAAUUUAACACUAAGACACGAUUAUUGUCCGUCUGAUGAUUUAAAAUGGUGUAGCUUUUCACAUGUCAUAUUGUUACACAUUCAAAUAUAAUUGUAAACAUAGUUUAAUAAUGCUUUAAAGACAGAGAAAUGCACGUUUCUGCAGACAGACCCAGCUAUUAAUAUCUUUGUACAACAUUUGAACCACAUUAAUGUAUUUUAAUGGGAAUCCGACAGCUUUUAAUGAGUCUAUAUGGAACUGCAGAUGCUUUACAGUGUACAAGAUAUUUAAUGUUACUGAUAUGAUGUGUUCGGGGCAAAUGUUCCUUUAAAGUUUCCUUCUCGGUGAAUUGCGUCACGAUGACAACAGCGGCCGCCGCUUCUGCUUCAUGCGGACAUCUCUUCACUGUAUGAGUAGCCUACAGCGUGUUCAUAAUACAAUAAACAUAUAUGAAAUAAAAAAGCACUGUCCACCAAAUAAAACUCAUCCUUAAAGGUUGUGAUACUGCGCGUUCAACACAACCGUUUCAUUCAUUCUCUGUUCUCUGUCGAGAUUUAUGCAGCGGUUACAUCCUCACACCGGCAUUAUAGCGAGCGCCCACAUCGGGUAGUAAGAAAAUAAACUGUCAGGAGCUGAAAUGGAGUUUGUGGUGCGGGUUUUGCUGUACAUUACCUGCCUCUGUUUUCAAGAUUUAAGCAGCAGAUGAGUUUUACACUUCACACCGACAUUAAAUAACACGCGGUUAGAGGAGAAACUAACUAACAGCCAGGAGCUGAAAUGGAGUUUGUGGUGCGGGUUUUGCUGUUCUUUACCUGCUUCUGUUUUCAAGAUUUUGUUUUUUGUGAGGACUAUGCAGAAAUGGGAGGCCGGAUCACGUUUACUCCCAGCAUUCGUGGAAAGCCUGUAGAAAUCCUGUGGAAACACAAUGGAGAUAAGGUUGUGGAGUAUGACAACAGGGAGACGGAGGAAUUCGGAUCAUUCAAAGACCGGGUGGUGAUUGAUUUCGAAACAGGACAGCUCACAAUAAAGAAACUGACCAGUCAAGACAGCGGACAAUACCAGUCUGACAUCACGAUCAACGGGAAAGUCCAGAGCUCCAGACAUACUUUAACUGUUCUGGAUGUUCUUCCAGAUCCUCGAGUGACCUGUGCAGUGAACAAGACCUCAAAUCUUCAAGAGCUGUUGUGUUCAGUGGACUACAAGACUCAGCUGCAGUAUAAGUGGAGCGGGCCGAAUGUGAUCGAUCAUCCGGGAGUAAAACUGACCAUCAGCGAGCAGCAGAAAAACAGCGACUCCGUCUACUCCUGCACUGUGAAGAAUGAAGUCAGCAGCAAAACAACAGACUUCAAUCUGCAGCACUGCGUCACAGGAGCAGCAGCGAGGCUUGAAGUGAUUAUUCCAGUCUUAAUAGUAAUACUUUUCAUUUUCCUCAUAAUACUGGCGAUAAUCAUCUACAUGAAGAAAAAGUCAAAGGAGUCUGAACAGGAGAAAAUGGACCCUGAGAAUGCUCUCAGUCAAACAUCACUUUUGUCUCAAAAUGAAAGGCCGGAUGAGGAGAACAGAUCAGACAGUCCAGGUGUAAAUGAGGAAGAAAAACUUCUGAAUCCCAGUGGAAAUGAGGGAGAGCAGUGCAAUUAUGUGAACAGUCCGCAUACAUUUGUAGCAGUAGGAAAUGCCAGCAGUCAACCUAAUGUAACUCUGAACCGAAAACCCCUAGAAGACCAAGAUAAAGUGAAGGAUGGACAAAGAGAGAAACCGGAAGAACAAAAGACUGAUAAUGCUAAGAAUAAUGAGAAAAAUGACAAAGUAGCAGGAAAGGAAAAGGAGAAGAAAAAGGAGCAACAAAACACAGCAGAUGCCCUUCCAGCCGUAACCCAGCCCUGGGAAACAACCAUACACACUCAUUCACAAGCUGAAAAAAAUUACAAACUACCAGGAGAGAAAAACAAAGAGAAAAACAAAGAGGAAAAUGGGCAACCAAACACAGAAUUACCUGAAAAUACACACCAAGAUUUAAACAGGCAAAAAACAUCUCCAGCGCAGUCAGAUCAGUGCCGUCAAAAUCACGAAGAGGAAAAGAAGCCAGAAAAGAGGAAUGAAAGUGGAGAAACGUCAGAUCAGCAGCAGAAUGAGGGUGAAGUCACAGCCACAAAUGAGGAUGAACAGACCACAGGAGCAAACACACAGGAGAAAGACCAUAAGGAGACGAAGGAAUCACACACAGAGGGUUCGAGUCCACAGUCUGAUGAGAUGAAGAAAGUCAAAGAGGACACAAAAACUAGAGGAACACGAGACACAAUGGAGAACAAACAAAAUGCAAAUGAACAAAAAGAACUGGACCCGCAGAAAGCUGAAGAUGAAAAGAAAAUACUGGAGGAAAACCACGAGGAAAACACAGAGCGUUCGAGUCUACAGCCUGCUGUGACUGAAGAAAACAAAGAGGACACAAAAACUAGAGGAACACAAGACACAGUGGAGAACAACCAAAAUGCAAAUGAACAAAAAGAACUGGACCCGGAGAAAGACAAUAUGGCCCAUCAGACAGCUGAAGAUGAAAAGACAAAACAGGAGGAAAACCACGUGGAAAACACAGAUUCAGCAUCAGAGAAACAGACGAUACAAAACAACAGUGAUGCAUUGUCCAGUCAGAAUGAGCACAGUGCUGAUACUGAGAAGAAGAGUGUGAAACCUGACAACAACAAAGACAAUAAUGAAGCAAAAGCUGAUCAUAAUGAUGACGAUGUAGAGAGUCCACGAAAGGAAGAAACUACUGGAGAGAAAUCUGAAAAUUACGAUGAUAAUAAUGGAGAGGGAGAUGAGAGCAGCGAGUCAAAACAAGACAUGAAGGAGAGCAAUAAUCCUCCAGAUGCAGGGAUUGGUGAACUUUUACAAGACGAUCAAGGAAAGAACCCUGAUCAUGAGCAGAAAAUAGAUGACCGGUCUGUGCCAAAAGAUGAACAGCACGAUAUACAGAGCGACAACUUUCAAAACCAAGAACACCAGAACAAACAGAACUCUACAGAAAGAGAGAAUAAACCUCAACAUGAGAUCAGCCCUGAGGGAAACGAAACAGACAGAAAAAAUAGUGAACUUGAGGAGGAAGAGAGGCAACGUCUUCAAAAAUAAAACUGAAGCCUCCAAUAAUGCUGUCUAGAGGAAAACAUUCAACUCUUCCAUUGUUUUUCAGUGUAAACGCUUACUUUUGACGGAUGUGUGUGAUCAUUACACUCACACUUUUCAGCGCCACCUUAUUAAAUUAUUUAUUAAAUUAUUUAAAUCAUCUCUAAUUUUGCGAGCAUCAAUAGACACUGAUGAUGGUGAUGCACUUAAUGGUCAUCAGCAUCUUACAUCCUCAAAGGUUUUUAAUAUUUAGAUGUUUUUAAUGUGUGCACGUUUAUAAAGUUUUACUUUAUCAUCUAAUUACAAAAAAAAAAAAAA